This is a messenger RNA of Seminavis robusta, 1002 nucleotides long. NCBI's taxonomy places the organism in Eukaryota, Bacillariophyta, Bacillariophyceae, Naviculales, Naviculaceae. The record is from the annotation of a GenBank genome assembly.
AUGAACACUUCUACACCAAACACCCAUGAAAAGGUCGUCAUUAUUGGCUCAGGACCGGGAGCUCAUACAGCUGCGAUUUACCUUUCCCGAGCCGAACUCCAGCCCCUCAUGUUUGAAGGCCGCUUGGCGGCAGGCGUAGCAGCGGGUGGGCAACUCGCUACUACUACGGAUGUGGAAAACUUUCCAGGAUUCCCCGAUGGCAUUGGAGGAUACGAGUUCACCGAGAGGUUGCGGGAACAAUCUAGCAAGUUUGGAAGUCGCAUCCUCACCGAGACUGUCUCCAGAGUUGAUUUGUCGCAGCGACCAUACACCAUCUUCGGAGAGAGUGGCACUGUCGUAACCACGGAUUCCAUCGUCAUUGCUACUGGAGCUACAGCCAGGAGAUUGGCGGUGGGAGAUGAAUACUGGCAAAGAGGAGUCAGUGCUUGCGCUGUUUGCGAUGGGGCAGCGCCAAUUUUUCGUCGGAAGACACUCAUCGUGGUGGGCGGAGGCGACUCAGCCAUGGAAGAAGCAAUCUUUCUGACAAAGUACGCGUCAAAAGUGAUAGUGGUGCAUCGUAGGGACGACCUUAGAGCGUCCAAGAUCAUGGCCACAAGAGCUCGAAAGAAUCCCAAGAUUGAAUUCCUGUUAUCUCACGAAAUAAAUCAAGUCAAAGGGGAUGGAAGCCUGAUGACGAGUGUCCUUUCUAAAAGUUUGAUUACAGGAGAAACACUGGAAAUCCCAGCCUCUGGUCUCUUCUUUGCCAUUGGCCAUGAACCAAAUGUGAAGUUUUUGGAUUCCCAGGUGGCAUUGGAUGGCAACAACUAUAUCAUUACCAAGCCGGACUCUACUACUACGAGUGUGCCAGGCGUCUUUGCAGCGGGCGAUGUCCAAGACAAGAAAUGGCGACAGGCUAUCACAGCAGCAGGAACAGGAGCCAUGGCUGCGCUAGAAGUCGAAGCAUAUAUGGAGGAAAACAUGCAGCAGCACGAAACUGAAGGCUUGCCAUCCCCAGCAGCGUAA